AUGCGUGGUACAAUAAGAAUUCACAUAAAUAGGGAGCCCAGCAGUAGUCAAAUCAUCGGAUUCUAUCAGAUUCAUCCCAUAGACAUGCUCUUCCGUGCCCUUCUUGCUCUCUGUCUCGUCUCUUCCAUUGGAGCAGUCACUUUGGCAAUCUGUCAAAACUACUGUGCUUCUGUCAACGGAGGAGCUUCCUAUGAUAACUGUUCUCCAUGGAUCAGCUUUGCCACUCAAACCAACCAGACCUGCUACAACCUCUGUGUCCAUAACUGCGCUGCUGUUUAUGACGGAUCCUGUAUGACUGGAAACAACUUCAGAUGCUGUUUGGCUACCACUCCAGCUAAGACUCAAGAAUUCAAAGUCAGCGGAUGCAACACUCUUUACAAUAAUUUGUAA
Messenger RNA from Caenorhabditis remanei, 390 nucleotides. RefSeq lists its product as uncharacterized. Bases 1 to 390 code for a protein of 129 amino acids. The record is from RefSeq and is a predicted model, not a curated record. The transcript has 2 exons. NCBI's taxonomy places the organism in Eukaryota, Metazoa, Nematoda, Chromadorea, Rhabditida, Rhabditidae.